Messenger RNA from Paraglomus occultum, 625 nucleotides. NCBI's taxonomy places the organism in Eukaryota, Fungi, Glomeromycota, Glomeromycetes, Paraglomerales, Paraglomeraceae. The record is from the annotation of a GenBank genome assembly.
GUCAAGUGAAUUCGAAAGACCACUAACUAAAGAAGAAAUAGUUCAAUUACUUAUUGAAGUGUUUGCGGGUGGGAUUGAUACAAUAACAAGCGCCCUUUGUUUUACGAUUUAUUACGUCUGUAAAUAUCCAGCCGUCAAAGCUCGCCUGCUUUCCGAAAUCGAUGCUACGCUUUCCUCCAAAGGCCAAAGCCUUUCUUAUGACUCUAUUGUCACGCUCUUCCCAUACACUAGUGCGGUCAUGAAAGAGGCCGCUCGUGUGCUUACCGUAGCUCCAUUGGUGAUUCAACAAGCUUCUGAAGAUGAUGAAGUUGCCGGGUACAAGUGGCGGGCCGGUACGCUGAUUGGAGUAAACUAUGGAGUCAUCCACAAGCGCACGGCGUAUUGGAAAGAUCCUGAAGCGUUCAGACCUGAGCGGUUUUUAGACGAAUGUGCGGAUGAAAUAAAGUUAAAAACCUUCCUACCUUUUGGUGGAACGGUGAGGGCGUGUCCGGGUAGAAUUGUGGCCGAAAAAGUCAUCAAGACUUUUCUGAUCUUGUUGUUUUGGAAGUUUGAGGUUGAGUUGUGUGAACCAGAGAAAGAGAUUAAGUAUACCUAUUCAAUGACUAACCAAUGUACUGAAUUAAAG